This is a messenger RNA of Mirounga angustirostris (Northern elephant seal), 4444 nucleotides long. It is a transcript of the gene UPK3B, whose product is annotated as uroplakin 3B. The record is from RefSeq and is a predicted model, not a curated record. Lineage: Eukaryota; Metazoa; Chordata; Mammalia; Carnivora; Phocidae. Gene Ontology annotation, cellular component: membrane.
AAGGAUGAAUUUUAUGUGCAUUAUCUUUUUUUUUUUUAAUUAUAUCUUAACAAAAAAAUAGAACCAAAAGGAGUAAAGUACGUGGGAGACUUGUCGGCUGUCAAAGGUCCUUUCUCUGGUUCCAGACGCCUGUUAGACAAGAAUGUGGCCUUGUGGAGGGAGGGCAGGGCGCUGAGAUGGCAGUAGGACCGGGGGGCUGUCCUGGGGCUGGAGCUGGACAGGUGGGCUGGGGCCUCUGCAUCCUGCUCCCACUCUCUGGGUGGAGAUGGAAGGCCAGAGGGAGGCUCCUGGCACCUGGGGUGCAGGAAUCUCAGGAUUCCUGAGCCCAUGUUUCCAGAGACUGGGUCCUCUCCAGGGCAGGGAGGCUAGCUGGGGCCCCAAUUCAGACAUGGGACUCUGGUGGCCUGGCUGGCAUCUGGGGAUCUGGUGGCAUCCCCUUCAGUCCUGCACUGGGGCCUGGCACUGGCCUGCCCCACCCUAUAGCCCAGCCCAGCCCCCUCAGGGUAGGCCUGGCUGGUGGGAGAGGGUGGGGUGCAUUUACAUUUUCAGGUCUUUCCAGGCCUUGGCCAGCCUCUCAGCCUGACUAACCGGCUCCUCCAGGCUCAAGGUGCUGGGGCGGGGGUGUGGCAGGAGGUAGCCAGAUCAGCCCCAGGCUGCGGAUGUGGAAGAAAGCUGAGCUCGGGUGGCCAUCAUGGGGCUCCCCCAGAGGCAGCGUGGCCCAUCGGUCCUGCUCCUCCUUGUGGGGGCACUGGUCUGGCCCCCAUCCUGUAUGAGCCUGGGUGAGUGGGGAUCCUGGAUGAACUCACCCGGCUGGACCCAAGGGGCUGGGACACCCGCUGGGGUGAUUGGAUCCUGGGAGCCCUCCCCGCCGCCAACGGGGGAGCGGGGAGCAGGUCCCAGGACCCUCAUGCCUAUCUCCGUGGCCACAGAGCUGAUCCCCUACACGCCGCAGAUAACAGCCUGGGACCUGGAAGGAAAGGUCACAGCCACCACGUUCUCCCUGGAGCAGCCUCGCUGUGUCCUGGAUGGGCAUGCCAGCGUUGCCAACACCAUCUGGCUGGUGGUGGCCUUCAGCAAUGCUUCCAGGGACUUCCAGAACCCGCAGACACGAGCUGAGAUCCCAGCCUUCCCACGGCUGCUGACUGAUGGCCACUAUAUGACGCUGCCCCUAUCCCUGGACCAGCUGCCCUGUGAGGACCCCAAGGGUGGCAGCAGGGACAUCCCCCUGCUGCGGGUUGGCAGUGACCCCGGCUGCCUUGCUGACCUCCACCAGCCGCCCUACUGCAACAGCCCCCUCCCCAGCCCUGGACCUUACAGAGUGAAGUUCCUCCUGAUGGACGCCAGGGGCUCACCCCUGGCCGAGACCAGGUGGUCCGACCCCAUUGCUCUCCACCAAGGGAAGGCGCCAGCCUCCAUCGACACGUGGCCAGGGCGGCGCAGUGGUGACAUGAUCAUCAUCACCUCCAUCCUCUGCUCUCUGGCCGGCCUCCUGCUCUUGGCCUUCCUGGCAGCGUCCACUGCGCGCCUCUCCAGCCUGUGGUGGCCCGAGGAGGCCCUGGAGCAGCUGCGGAUUGGCUCCUUCAUGGGGAAGCGCUACAUGACCCACCACAUCCCACCCAGCGAGGUCCCCACCCUGCCUGUGGGCUGUGAGCCUGGCCUGGACCCCCUCCCCAGCCUCAGCCCCUAGCCUGGCCCACGUGGCUGGGGCGUGGCCACAGGGAGUGGGGGGCAAGGACCUGGGGCUCAUUCCCAGCCCCUGCGCCCACACGCCCCUCCCGCAUCGCACUUCCCCACCCUGCCCGCAGUCCCACUGAUAGAGGAAAGAUGUCAGUGUUCGUAGCCCACUGCCGAGAAGGAACUCUUGAGACGUCUUUGGUGCAAAAAGGUGGUUUUAUUAAAGCACGGGGACGGGACCCAUGGGCAGAAAGAGCUGCUCUGGGGUGGUGAGGAGUGGCCCAUUACAUAUAUACUUCCAAGCUGGGAGGGGGUUAGGGAUAGCGUAAGUUUCUAAGGAAUUUUGGAAGCAAGGUUUCCAGGAUCCUGAGGGAGCUAGCUAUUGUUAGGAAAGGGUCAUUUAUUACUGUCUAGUAAAAAGUGUCACGAGACCCUUCAGAUGUAUAUCAGUGCAUCAUAUGCUUGGAGAAUGACUGCCAACAUGUAUCUUGGGGGUUUAGAGAUAAAGGAAGUUUCCAAAGGAAUUUUUCUGCGUUAAGUAGACUUACAGGGUUCUGGGGUCAAGCUAAGAUUGCCUUUUGCCCUUAGUAAAGUGUCAACAUCCAAGCAGCUGAGUCCCUAGAGGAAUGUCACUCUGCUUGUUUCAAGGACUUGUCAGUGGUUGUUAAGUAGUAAGGAAAUUUAAUAAUUUCUCUUCUGCCUUCGUUUCCCACAUCACCACCACCAGCAGCCCUGACUUUGCCCUUCCUGUUCUGCCCUCCCCAGAGAGGGUCAGGGUCAGGCUAGCAUGCAGCUCCCACUUCCAUCCCCACCUCUGUUCUGCCUGGCCUCUUGCGGGAGAGGCUAGAGGUGAUGUGCAGAGGCUGCCCUGACCAGAAGCUUCCAGGCUCCCGGGAGAGGGGUGCAGGGAGCCUUGCUCUGCCCUGUGCAGGGGACUGGGCCGGGCCCAUCACGGUUUGUAUGCGGCCUGAGCCUCCCUCUGUCUCUCUGCCCCACCUUCCAGUGGCUGGGCACUUCGGAGACGGGCCCUUUCUGAGGGUGGCCAGAAGGUCAGAGUGUAGACGCACAUUGUGACCAUCUGACCACUUCCAACGCCACUGCACACACAGAUGGCUUACUCGUUCCCACUCCACAAACAUUUAUUAAACACCUGCUGUAUGCCACUGACCGUGUUAGACAUAGGGCCUCAAGCAGAGCCAGUCCUGAUCUUGGGGAACUCACUCACCACUCUGGACCUGAGAUGACCACGUGUCCAGAUGUGAUCUGUUACUGUUAGGGCUGUCACGCCUUCAGCUUGUCACAUGCUCUCGGGUUCGCGCUCCUUAGAUGAUCACCCCAACAGGCUCUCAGGUCUCUCAGGCGGGGAGCCCAUCACCGGCUGUUCACAAGGCCGGUGGUUCCUGCUGUGGCCACACGGGGGUGCCGGUGCGCCGCAGCCGUCCGGCCCCGCGCACGCGCACUCCUAUCCACAGAGCAGCCGGGCGCUGUGGGCUGGGGGCGGCGGCAGUGACCUGAAGCCGAAGAGCAGUGGCCACUCAGUGGGGUCCCGGAGGUCGGGGCCCCAGGCCUCAUCUCGACCAAACCAGAGGGAUGAGCAGUCACGCUCCUGCUUGAGGGCCUACUGUGUGCCGUCCAAACUGCACAACCGCCACCGGUUUCUAGCUGGAGAAACUGAGGCUCCGCGACUUGCCUCGCGCUCUGUCCCUGGUGCCGCGCCGCUCCUGGCUUCUCCGGCCUGACCGCGGGUCCCAGCAUGCAGGCUCCGCUGGGGGGCGCCCGCUCUGGUUGGGGAGAGGAGCAUCUGCACCAGGGACCGCCCUGAGCCUGUCCCUUUGACUGGUAGCCCUAACUGCACUUUGGGGGUGCCCCAUCGCCUAAUGAGCCCCAGGGAAACCCACCCUUGCAUCUCAGGGCCAAGAGGCCAACCAACCACCAAGGCAGCUUCUGUGGCGUGAGCAGUGCUCCCUCCCAGGCGAACACUUCAGGGAGGUUUUGCUGUCAAAACCCGUGAACCCCUGGUCCCUAGUGGUUUAUCCGCCAUCCUACCUGCACCCCCACCAGCCACAAGACCUCCUCCAGGUGCAGGCAGAAGCAGAUUCAAAUGUAGUCAAGAGCUCUGACUCCAGGGUCCUGGGUGACAUCGGCCAGCCCCUUUGGGCAGCCACUUUUGAAAUUCUGCUGCUAUGGAACUGAGGACCGUCUUGGCCUCUUGGAAUCGGAGAAGGGUUAAAAGUGCCCCCCACCCUCACCAGCUAUGUCCAGCAGAGCCCGCCUCCCACUGUCCUGUCCAGGCCUGGCUCCAACACCACAGGGAGUAGGACCUCUAGGCGCAGACACCCAGCUUGGGGCCUGCCCGGGGGUGGGGUAUGGUGAGGAGGAAGAGGCUUUCCCUGGUGUUUGCUGAGUGAAAACAUGAAUGAGUCAGCCCAGGGCUGGACAUCAGGCAGGAGCAGGAAUUACCCCAGGCUUUUGUGUGUCCCAGGGCCUUCUUGUAGCUUAUACUGAUCCUAGACACAGCCCCAGCGAUGUCCCAUGUGUGCCCAGGGCUGCUGCUUGCUUCUGAACAGCACCCCGGAGCCCUGGGAUGAGCUGUCCUCACCCCAUCCGGCCAUCUGAGCCUUGACGGGGGAGACAGGCUCCAGACAGACAUUGCAGCACAAUGGGUAAAGCAUUGCCCGGGGGAAGAAAGUGACCCCACCUGCAGGUCAAGGGGGCUUCCCAAGGGUGACUUCUGAGAUGAGUCCUGAGGGGCACAUGGAAAUGACUUAAG